Molecule: messenger RNA, 2153 nt
Organism: Humulus lupulus (European hop)
Lineage: Eukaryota; Viridiplantae; Streptophyta; Magnoliopsida; Rosales; Cannabaceae
Product: serine/threonine-protein kinase BLUS1
Exons: 2
Coding region: 130-1977 (615 amino acids)
Biological process (GO): protein phosphorylation
Molecular function (GO): ATP binding; protein serine/threonine kinase activator activity; protein kinase activity
Source: RefSeq, a predicted model, not a curated record
UAAACAAUCAAUACAUACUCCCUAGAAAAUUGCUUCUUCUUCUUUAUCUUUCACUUCCAUAUAUAAUAGUAUAUUAUAUACAUAUACUACUACAUUCAAUCUCAAACAUACAUAUAUAAUAUAAUAUUAAUGCCUUUCAUGGCUCGAGAAGAAGCAGAUGAUUAUAACAACGAUGAAAUAUCAACAACAAGCAAAGGAAUAAGAUCAUCAUCAUCACCAGUAGCAGUCCAACAAUACCCAUUGGACUCAAACUCAUACAAAAUCGUCCAUGAGAUCGGAGCCGGCGUCAGUGCUGUUGUCUACAAAGCCAUAUGUUUGCCCAAGAACUCUGCCGUCGUGGCCAUCAAAUCCAUCGAUCUCGACAACAAGUCUCGUAGUGUCGAUUUUGAUAACGUUCGACGUGAAACGAAGAUCAUGUCACUCCUUUCUCAUCCCAACAUACUCAACGCUCACUGCUCUUUCAUGGUCGACCGUCGUCUUUGGGUGGUCAUGCCCUUCAUGUCCGCCGGCUCGCUACAAUCCAUUAUCGCUUCUUCUUUCCCCAACGGUUUGUCGGAGCCCAGUAUCGCCGUCGUUCUUAAGGAGAUACUAAAUGCAUUGUCGUAUCUCCAUGAUCAAGGCCAGCUCCACCGUGACAUUAAGGCAGGUAAUAUUCUUAUCGACGCAAACGGGUCCGUUAAGCUAGCAGACUUCGGUGUCUCCGCCUCAAUCUAUGAGUCAAACUCGAACCGUGGAUGGUCAAUGUCGUCGUCGUCGCUCACAGACGUGACCGGCACUCCGUACUGGAUGGCACCGGAAGUGAUUCACUCACACAACGGAUACGGAUUCAAAGCUGACAUAUGGUCUUUUGGGAUUACAGCAUUGGAAUUAGCUCACGGUUGUCCUCCAUUGUCUCACCUCCCUCUUUCCAAGUCUCUCCUCUUGAAGAUCACCAAGAGGUUUCGAUUCUCCGACUACGAAAAGCAGCACGACACCAAAAACAAAAACAAGCAGAGAUUCUCCAAGGGUUUUAAGGACAUGGUUGGCCUGUGCUUGAACCAAGACCCGGCCAAGAGACCUAGUGCUGAUAAGCUUUUGAAGCACCCUUUCUUUAAGAACUGUAAUAAAGGUCCUGAUUUUCUUGUCAAGAACAUUUUACAUGGCUUAUCUAGUGUUGAAGAAAGGUACAGCUUGGCCAAUACUAUUGCUACUACUACUCUUCAUCAUCACCGUGAUCAUGACGACGACGACGAAGAUGAUGAUGACGGUGGAUCUGGCAUAAGAGAGAAGCAGAGAAGGAUUAGUGGGUGGAACUUCAAUGAAGACGGGUUCAAACUCGAGCCAGUGUUCCCAACUCAGCCGAUUAAUGAAGAAGAAGAAGACGAUUCUGUUGUGAAACAGGUUCGUUUUGGUGGUGAAACCAUCAUUAGUAAAGCUAAUAGUAGCAAAGAAAAUGAUAUCAAUAUCAACCCUGGUUCAGUUGGCGAGUUUAGUGAGUCACAAGAUGGUAGUGGUUGUGUUGAUGAGUUAAUGGGCGAGUCAAGCCCGAGUUCAGCGGGUCAAUUAGUCAGAAUAAGUAGUAGUAGUGAAGUCAUCACAAAAGCUAUCGACCCUACUAGUUCAGUUGGCGAGUUUAGUGAGUCAUCACGGACGAGUUGUGGUGUUGGUGAGUUAGUGGGCGAGUCGAGGCCUAGUGAAAUUGGUGGUGGUGUUGAUAGGGAAAGAAUGUUGGAAGGUAUUGAGCUUAUCAGAAGGAGUGUGGAGGAAGAGAGGCGUGUAUUAAUGGAGGUUUUGAAGGUGUUGGGAUCAGCCGAUGAAGGUGGUCAUCAAGAUCAUGCGGUGGCGAUGAUUAGUAGAGAGGAGUACUUGGCGCAGACCAUUGAGAAGCUGAGAUGGGAGCUGGAGAUGGAGAAGAAUAAGAGCUUGGAUUUGGAAAUGGAGGUCGAGUUUCUCAACCAUCAGAUUUCUUCUAUCUCAAGUAAUAAUGAUUAUGUAUAAUUAUAUAUUAAUGUUUUCGAAAAGUUGAUGAACAUGUAAUAUUCUAAAUUAUUAUUACUUGCUUGUGUAUAAUAACCUGACCAAAACAAUUUUUUUUCUUUCUUUUUACAUGAUCACGUGGUUAUGAAUAUUUUAUAAUAGUUAUAAAAUUAAAAUAUGUGUUAUUAGAUUGCGCA